AUGAAUGAUCAAUUGAUAAAAAAAUCAACGAAUAGUAAAGAUUCAUCUAGGGCUACACUUUUUUGGCGUGAACUUUCUGUUUAUGUAAUGGAUCGUGAUCGAAAAAGUAUAUGUAAACAACUAAUAAAUAAUGUUCGAGGAGUGAUCAAGCCUGGAAAUUUAACAGCGAUAUUAGGAAGCAGCGGAUCCGGUAAAACAUCAUUAAUGACGGCAUUGGCACUUCGUACAGGACCUGGUAUCGUGGUGCACGGUGAUAUUCGUGUGAACGGUGUUCCAGUUGGAUCAUCUUAUAUGAAACACCACAGUGGGUUUAUGCAUCAGGAAGAUAUAUUUAUUGGAACUAUGACCGUUUUGGAACAUCUCUGGUUUAUGGCUCGAAUGAAAUUGGACAGAAGAACACGAAGUCGCGAUAUUCGUGGAAAAAUAGAUCAUUUGUUGCGCGACGUCGGUUUGACCUGCAGUAGUAAUAUUCGCAUUGGCGACAAAGACGAUAAAAAAAUUUUAUCAGGUGGAGAAAAGAAGAGGCUAGCUUUUGCAACGGAAUUACUCACAGAUCCAAAGAUAUUAUUUUUAGACGAACCAACGACAGGUCAAGACGCUAAUUCUGCUAGCGUUUUAAUAUCAGAAUUAAGAAAAUUCGCAGCGAGAGGUCGGACAGUUUUAUGUACCAUACAUCAACCGAGUUCAGCGAUCUUUGAUUGUUUUCAUCGAAUUAUACUGGUUGCUGAUGGAAGAAUCGCGUUUGCUGGUACCAGUGAACAAGCUAUCCGUUUUUUUGCAAGUCAAGGUUACGAGUGUCCUGAAGUUUACAAUCCUGCUGAUUUUCUUGUGGCAACUCUUGCAUUAGCUCCUGGAGAUGAGGACAAUAGCAAAAGAACAGCACAAAGAAUUUGUGAUGCUUUUCUAACAAGUGAGGCAUGCGAAGAAAUGGAUGUUAACAUACAAUUGGAAUUGCAUAUAGCUAAAACCUAUGAUGUGAGAAAAAGCAAACAAUUGCAAUGUUGGUUGAAACUAUUUUGGAUGGUUCAUCGUGGUUUCAUGCAAGUUAUUAGAGAUCCAUCAUUACAGCUGAUUAGAAUGUUACAGAAAUUGUGUGUUGCAACGAUGGCUGGGCUUUGUUUUGUGGGUGCAGUAAAUCUGGAUCAACUUGGAAUACAAGCAACACAGGGUGUUAUUUUUAUAAUAGUUUCUGAAAAUGCAUUUUUUCCAAUGUACUCGACCCUAUCUUUGAUACCGCAAGAACUACCAUUGUUUCUUAGAGAAUAUCGUGCUGGAAUGUAUUCUGUUCAUCUUUAUUACUUAGCUCGAAUAUUAUCUUUGAUACCUGGGCUAAUACUGGAACCUAUAUUAUUUAUAACAAUAGUUUACUGGCUUUCUGGAUUGCGUGCAACAACGGAUGCUGUGAUUUUAUCUAUGAUGGUUAUUAUGUUCACAAUGAAUGUGUCAACUGCUUGUGGGUGUUUCUUUUCUGCGGCAUUUGAUUCUGUACCAUUAGCGAUGGCAUAUUUGGUGCCAUUUGAUUACAUUCUCAUGAUCAGUAUGGGUCCUUUUAUUAAAUUAAGUACAUUGCCAAUUUAUCUGCAUUGGGUAAGAUACAUUUCAUGGCUGUUGCAUUCAACGGAAGCUCUUUCUAUUAUUCAAUGGAGUGGCGUACACAACAUAUCGUGCGAAAUUGUUAAUGAAGAUUUGCCUUGCAUGACCGAAGGAUCAGAAGUAUUAGAAUAUUAUGAUUUUGAUGAAAACAAUUUUUGGAUGAAUAUAAUAUUGAUGACUAUAAUUUAUAUAGUAUUUCAUAUCUUUGGUUAUGCACUCCUUCUAAGAAGAUGCAGAUCGAAUUGA
Messenger RNA from Polistes canadensis, 1839 nucleotides. Its product is annotated as protein scarlet. Bases 1 to 1839 code for a protein of 612 amino acids. The record is from RefSeq and is a predicted model, not a curated record. NCBI's taxonomy places the organism in Eukaryota, Metazoa, Arthropoda, Insecta, Hymenoptera, Vespidae. Gene Ontology annotation, cellular component: plasma membrane. Gene Ontology annotation, molecular function: ATP binding; ATP hydrolysis activity; ABC-type transporter activity. The transcript is spliced from 13 exons.